This is a messenger RNA of Didymella exigua CBS 183.55, 949 nucleotides long. RefSeq lists its product as uncharacterized. The coding region runs from base 144 to 818 and encodes 224 amino acids. The record is from RefSeq and is a predicted model, not a curated record. NCBI's taxonomy places the organism in Eukaryota, Fungi, Ascomycota, Dothideomycetes, Pleosporales, Didymellaceae. The transcript has a single exon.
GAAGUUUACACUACAUCAGACCAGGUGCCGCACAUAGCAGCCAGGGGGCGUCCAGACGAUUGAGCACGACAGUCACCCGACGUACAGGACCUUGGGUCAACAACUCUCCUUCAAACAUGAAUACUCUAAACCGAUAACUGGUGAUGCGGUCUGGUGGACCCACGCCAACACCCUGGUUCUCAACAAUGUCCAACCACUCUUUCCAGCAUCAAAAAAAUGCGCACAGUGUACAAGUUUUCACCAUGUUGUGCUUCCAGACCAUUAGCAAAGCGAAAGACUGCCCAUCUCAGCUUGGAAGAAUCAACUCGACCGGAGCCUUGAAUGCCUACAGCCAAACCGAAAAAACCAUCAACAUGGCUGUUACAUUCGAACUCCCACCUCAGAUCCACAAUGGUCCACAGUUCUCUCGCCUCCGCCGCUCACCAAGCCCUCAUCCUCGAGCGACUCGAGCCAAGCCGAAGAGCAGCGUCAAGAAGGUCGUUGAGGCAGUCAAGAAUCACCUCUAUCUCCCUCGCGGCACUAUCAAGCACUUGCUACUUUACGGACCGCAUUACUCAGAAAUCUUUCCCCGGCGCUAUCCAGUCGACCACCAAAGCCGCCUGAAGGCCUCACGAAUGAAAGACAAGAACAGAUACUACGAAAUUGGGUUGUACGUGCACGAGGAGGAGUCGGACGAUGAGUCGAAGGGUUCCUACGGGUCGAUCGAAGAUGAUGCGGGGCUCGAUUCGGGAGUCGACAUGUAUGAGGAGGAGGCUCUAGAGCAGUUUCACGUUGUGAAGGACGGGAGCGCGUGUGCCUGGUGGAAGGCGUCGGUGUAGGUUGAGCGUGAACGGCGCUAGUGCAGACAGUGCAGCGCCGAAGGAUAGUCCAAUGUUGUACGAUGAACCGUUCAGGAAACAUUCGUUUAAUUGUUAUGGACGAGAACUUCAUGGAUCAAGAUCUGAGCGCA